Messenger RNA from Archocentrus centrarchus (flier cichlid), 6197 nucleotides. RefSeq names its product multifunctional ROCO family signaling regulator 1 (gene mfhas1). Gene Ontology annotation, molecular function: protein binding. NCBI's taxonomy places the organism in Eukaryota, Metazoa, Chordata, Actinopteri, Cichliformes, Cichlidae. Gene Ontology annotation, cellular component: cytoplasm. The record is from RefSeq and is a predicted model, not a curated record.
UUCACUUUCCCUCCUCCGCCUCCUCCUCCUGCUGCUGCUCCCCACAGAGCAGGAAGGGAGGAGAAAGGGAGGAGGAGGGCUCAGAGAUCUGACGCAGUGAGCGGCUGCUCCCUCACUUCCACUCUCCGCUGCCAGGAAGCGACACGGCGGCUCGGAAAGCGCUCUCAAACGCGCACAUCCACCCGGACGGAGACACGCGGAGGACGGCUGUUGGAGGCGAUGAGGGCGCCCGUGAUGAUCGGAGGGGAAGCGGGGCUCCGGGGCUCCGGGGCUCGGGAUUAAAGCCGGAGCUGUAAGCGCGGAGGUCUGCCUUCAUUGUGUGCUGAGUGGCGCAGGAGAAAAGGAUGCCUCCGCGGCCGCGCACACUCCUCCCGCUCCCGUCGAAAAACUUGAUUAUUUCCCGGCUCGAAGCGGAUCUUCUCCCCUCUCAGGAGGAGGGUUUAUGCCUGAGGAGCGCGCUGGUUUCUGAAGGACUCCGUCCUCCAUGCUGCCUGCUCAGGAUCCAUGAAAACUCUCAAUGAAAACAAGGAGAAGGAGGAGGAGGAGGGGUCCGGCUGCAGCGCCAUGGAGGAUAAGGAGAACAAACUGAAAACGGCCAGGCUGUGGAGGGAUGCCGCCCUCCGCUCCAGGAAGCUGCGGAGCAACCUGCGCCAGCUCACCCUCUGCUCCAAAAACAACCAGAUCGUACUGCCAGAGGACAUAGCCGACAUAGAGGUGCUCAACCUGGGGAACAACUCCCUCCAGGAGCUGCCAGACGGGCUGGGAUCCUCCCUGAACAACCUGCGCGUCCUGGUGCUCCGCAGGAACAAGUUCACCUCAGUCCCCAGGGUGGUGUUUGAGCUGGGGCAGCUGGUGGAGCUCGACAUGAGCCACAACAGCCUGAGGAGCCUGUCUGAAGGUGUGGGGCAGCUGAGGGGCCUGAAGAAGCUGUGCAUCAGUCACAACAAAAUCCAGCACCUGCCGGCUCAGAUCGGAGCGCUGCAGUCUUUGGAGGAGCUCGACAUCAGCUUCAAUGACCUGCACGACUUCCCCAGAUCCUUCUCCAGCCUCGCCCGUCUGCGGACUCUGGAUGCAGAUCACAACAAGCUGAACCAGUUCCCCCCAGAGAUCCUGGCCCUCAGUGAGCUGGAGGAGCUCGACUGCUCCGGGAACAAGUUUGAGACAUUACCGGCCGACAUCAGGACACUGCAGUCCAUCAAAAUCCUGUGGCUCAGCAGCCUCCACAUGUCCUCCCUACCCCACACCUUCUGCCACCUGCACCACCUGGAGAGCCUGAUGCUGGAUGGGAACUGCCUCACACAACUGCCCCCCUCCUUUGGUAGCCUGCAGAGACUCAAAAUGAUCAAUUUGUCCUCAAAUGACUUUGAAAACUUUCCACAGGUUAUUUUAAGCAUCACAGGAUUAGAGGAGCUUUACCUGAGCAGAAACAAACUGACUCAUAUUCCAGAGGACAUCGGCCUGCUGGGGAAGCUGGUGAACCUCUGGCUGGACAACAACAGCAUCACGUAUCUGCCUGACUCUAUCGUGGAGCUGGAGAAUCUGGAGGAACUUGUUUUGCAGGGUAACCAAAUAGCCAUUCUUCCAGAUAAUUUUGGAAAGCUUUCCAAAGUGAACAUUUGGAAAGUGAAGGAUAACCCUCUCAUCCAGCCUCCGUACGAGGUGUGCAUGAAGGGGAUCCCUUACAUCGCCGUGUAUCAGAAGGAGCUGGCACACUCUCAGCUCGCCGUGAAGCCGCGGCUGAAACUGGUCCUGAUGGGAGACAGAAACGCAGGGAAAACCCAGCUGAGGCAGAGCCUGGUGAGCACGCAGCAGGACGCCAGAGGAAACCAGGGAAGCAGAGGAAUCGAAGUCACCAACUGGGUGGCGGACGCUGAUCGCCACCUCACGUUCCUCAUGUACGAUCUGUCAGGGAAGCAAAACUACGACCUGAUCAAACCCUUUUUUCUCUCCCCCGGUGCUCUCUACAUUCUAGUCAUCAAUCUCAAAACGUACUCACCCAAGAACUUUUACGCCCACGUCGGGUAUUUCCUCCACCUGCUCUGUGCCAAAGUACCCCACGCUGUAGUGUGCUUGGUGGGCACGCAUGCAGACCUGUGUGGAGAGGUGGAGGUGGAGGAGAAGACUCUGGACAUCCACAGGCAGAUCGGCCUGCAGGAGAAGAGGGACAUCCAGAGCCUGAGGGGGCUGGCUCUGCAGGUGGACCAGGCUCUGGAGCAGGGCUACAAUGUCCGCACCUCCAGCCCUCACGUCCUCUUUUAUGGCGUCACCGACAAGAACCUGAGGCGCCGGAAAGCGCAGCUGCAGUACAUGCUGAACCACCGCCUGCAGAUUCUCUCUCCUGUCCUCAGAGUCAGCUGCACAGAGACUCAGAGGAACAUCCAGAGGCUGAGGGAGAAGCUCAUGUCCGUUGCAGAGCACAGGGAGAUUUUCCCCAACCUCCAUCGUGUGCUCCCAAAGUCCUGGCAGAUGCUGGAGGAGCUGCACUUUAAGCUCAAAGACCUGUGGCUCUCAUGGUGGGACUCAGCACGACUGGGCCUCCAGGCGGGGCUCACCGAGGACCGACUGCAGAGCGCCUUAUCCUACCUGCACGAGAGCGGGAAGCUGCUCUACUUUGAAGACAGCCUCACGCUGAAGGAGUACGUCUUUCACAAUCUUCCACGAUUCAUCGCAAUUCUCAAUGUGUUCUUCCAGAGAGACGAGUCCACACUGCUGGACCGUCUCCUCUCCGAGGGGGAGAGGGGGGACAAGGGGAGGGUGAGUCUGGUUAUAGAGGACGAGAAGGGAGAGAACCUCAGGGUCACCCAUCUGCAGCACCACGUGGAGGGCUUCCUGCAGCACGGACUCCUGCCCUCCAACAUCAUCCGCCUGCUCCUCAGACCGCUUAUCCAGACCCAGCAGGACCUCCACCUCAUCAUGGAGCUACUGGAGAAGAUGGGGAUUUGCUACUGCAUCAACAAACGCAGCAAGCCUCUGAACGGGGCCACCAUGUGGUACAAGUUCCCCAGCUACGUCAGCAGUGAGGAGGUCCAGGUGGAGGCUUCGGCCGGCGGGAGCUCUCUGCCUCUGUGUAACUUCUUCUCCGUGGAGCAGCUGCACGUCCAGUACAGCUUCCCCUUCCUGUUUCCUCCUGGACUGUUUGCACGCUUCAGCGUGCAGAUCAACAGCCACGUGGUGCAGCGGUCAGACAGCAAGCACCAGAUCUUCGCCUACCGGGGUAAAGUCCCCGUGGUGAUCAGCCACCGGCCCGCCAAAGGGAAGCUGCAGGUGGAGACUCUCUCCAUCGCCAGCCACGCCUCACUGCCCAACAUCUGGACUGCAUGGCAGGCCAUCACUCCACUGGUGGAGGAGCUGAACACGCUGCUGCAGGAGUGGCCGGGCCUGCACUACUCUGUACAUGUUCUCUGUUCCAAGUGCCUCAAGAGAGGGUCGGCCAACCCACACGCCUUCCCAGGUGAGCUGCUGAGCCAGCCGCGGCCCGAAGGUCUCACCGAGAUCAUUUGUCCAAAGAACGGCUCUGAGCGCGUCAACGUGGCUCUCGUUUACCCCCCGACCCCCACCGUGGUCAGCCCCUGUCUCAAAUGAAGCCCCGCCCACCCGUCUACUACCCCGAUCUGGCUCGUCUUCACUGCGACACCAGAACCUCGACCUCCGACCUCCAGCUUCUGUCGUCUGCCUCCCGUUUGAACCACCAACCACCGCUUCAUCGUCCUCCACAGUCAGAGUCAGCAGCUCGCCGGCUCUCUGCUUCACGGGUUGCUCGGCCUCACCUCUGACGUCUCUUCUCUGAGCGGCAUCGAUCCACGGUCUGUAGCAUCUGAGAAGGCGUCCCUCACUGAGCCACGCUGCGUCGCUCAUUUCUCUCCUUGAAUGGCCACGCCCACUUUCUUCUGUGUGACGCUACAAGUGUAAAAAGACUGGAGGACAUUUUUGUUAUUUUGUGCAGUUUGUGAGGUGGAGGUUCAGGUUCCUGCUGAAGGCACGGAGACGCGCUCUGCAGGAGGUCUCAGGUCUCCGUGGGACGGACGGCGGCCACAGUUAUCGAUGUGUACGCACAGUUUGUCUCUGUGACAUCAUGACAGUGCAGACUGCAGGACUUAAACACAGACACACACACGAGCUCUUUGUUUCCCUGUAACGUCACUCAGAAGCAGAGCUCGUUCAGCAGGAGGAGGUAAACACAGGUUCAGGGUCAGAGUGCGUCCAAGUAUUGAUCCCAAACAGAUCAGGCAUCAGGAACUGCUCAGCUUUCCAGUCUGAGGACUUUUCAUCCUGGACACCUUCAUCAGCUCCGUCUCAUUAAACAGGUUCCACACAAGCAUGGGAAAUACCAGCAGCUCACACAUAACUGGGAGGAAACACUGGGAAAUAUGCUAACCAAUGGGAACCACUGGGAGUUGAGGGUUAGCUAAAUGGAAGCAAUGUGAAAACAUCCACACCAGUGGGAAAUAAUCUCAAAGGGAAACUGUGGAUAUUAAUGGUUAACAAUGCAGAAGCACUGGGAGAACCAUGGUUAGCACUGGGAGAACAGGGAGAAUGCUAACGGGGGACCGAUGGCAGGGCGUGGUCCUUCCAUGGGUCACAUGUCGCAGUAAUAACAGGAAGUGAAGACGGGGUGGUUCUGCCUUUUUGUUUCCCUGCAGCUCUCCGCUGUGUUCACCCCUCUGUGACACUGUCAGGGCUUCGAGGACAUCAUCCAUUUUUGUCCUCUUAUCCUUUUUAGGGUCAUGCAGGGGGGCGGAGCCUAUCUCAGCUGCCAUAGGGAGAGAGGCAGGGUACACCUGGACAGGUUGGCAGCCUGUCGCAGGGCUAACACAGAGACAGAAAACCAUUCACACUCACAUUCACACCUGUGACCAGUUUAGAGUCACAGAAGACACAUUUUUACUGUCUCUCCCUCUCAGACUUUUACUUUUAUUGACUCAUCAAAUUAGGUUCAGUUUAUGGGGAUUCCUCACAACCUAUGAAAAAGUACCAAAGGCGCCACCAUGUGGUCAUUUACUGAACAUUUCUUUUUUCUUUGAUAUUUUUUGGCAAAUAUCUUGUGAAUCUUUCUCCUCAAACAUUUCAGACCAGGACAAAAAUGAAAAAUUGAUAAUUUAUGAUAUCACAUGUGUAACUAUACACACAGUGCCAGUAUUUAAUUUGUAGAGUUUACAGUCGUGUUUAUGUCAGAGCAGCUCUCAUCAUUCAUAACACAGUUUCAGUUUAAGGCGACUGAACAGGUAACGAGACAUUUCACAGUGAAUUUAUGCCAAAAUGAAACCAGUCUGAAGCACAAUGAAACACAUUUUUCUGGGUUUUCUGUUAAAUGUUGUGUAAACCAGGAGAAGCAGGAAUGCUGGGAGUUCAGAUUCAGAGAGAUCGCUCGUCUCUGACGGUGGGGGGGGUAAAGUCGUGUGGAGCUGCUGACGUUUCAGAGCCCUGUGGUCUGCACUCGCUCUCAGACAAACCGAUGAACGCACUCCUCCCUGAGACGAACUGAUGGAGCGUCAGCAGACGAGCCUUCGUGGUGAGGACGUGUACAGAUAUUUAACCCACAGUGAUUUAUGAGAGGAGGAAGCAGCUCGUUUCACCACAUGUUGAACUUUGUUUCACUGUCUGAUGAACACACUGACACGUGCUGAUGGGAAAUGUUGCUUUUUUGUAAAUAAUAUCUUUAUUUUUGUAUGUUGACCCGAAGUGUCGCCACUCGAGCUUUGACUUUCUUUACAGUGCAAUGAUGUGCAUGACUCACUGUGAGGUUUCUAUGUAGCGGCUCACAGUUCAUCAUGAAAUACCAAAUAAACCAAUGACUGCUUUACUACCUGCACACCGUGUCCAUCACUCACUUUCACUCUUGUUAGGGAUUAUUUUUUACUCGGUGAAUAAAGGACAAAUGUUUAAAGGUAAACUCAAGUAAAUUAAAUACUAAACAGUGGAUCAGCCAAAUAAUAAACAAUUAAAUAAAUACAUUAGACAGAGAGCAACAGAUCAGAACGUAGUAGACUAACUUCUCUGUUUCAGAGCAUCUUAUCUUGAGGAACGGCCACAAGGACACAUAACUAAAACAUCAGGAAGAUGAUGUGCUUCAUGACUCCACAGCUGAGGAAUCAUGAGUCAUGAAAACCAGCUUGGACGAGACUGAGUGACGAAGUUCAACUCGCAGCACCCAGAGAUUGUUUAUGUAUAGAUAAGAGGAGGCUGACAGUAUGAAGAUG